AUGGAUACCUGGCCACCUCUCAAGGGUACCUGGCCACCUCUCAAGGGUACCUGGCCACCUCAGGGUACCUGGCCACCUCUCAAGGGUGCCGGCCACCUCUCAAGGUGCCAGCCACCUCUCAGGUACCUGGCCACCUCUCAAGGGUACCUGGCCACCUCUCAAGGGGUACCUGCCACCUCUCAAGGGUACCCGCCACCUCAGGGUACCUGGCCUCUCAAGGGUGCCUGGCCACCUCUCAGGGCUGGCCAUCUGACCAAGGGUGCCACCUCCAAGGGUACCUGGCCUCUCAAGGGCACCUGGCCCACCUCUCAGGGUGCCUGGCCACCUCUCAGGGUGCCUGGCCACCUCUCAAGGGUGCCCGCUGCACCUCUCAAGGGCACCUGGCCACCUCUCAAGGGUGCCUCUGACAGGGCCCUGGCACCCUUCAGGGUACCUGGCCACCUCUCAGGGCACCUGGCCACCUCUCAAGGGUGCCUGGCCACCUCUCAAGGGGUGCCUGGCCACCUCUCAGGGUGUGGCCACCUCAAAGUGCCUGGCCACCCCUCUCAAGGGUACCUGGCCACCUCUCCAAAGUGCCUGGCCACCUCUCUCAAGGGCGUACCGGCCACCUCUCAAGGGUGCCUGGCCACCUCUCAAGUGCCUGGUACCCUCUCAAGGGGCCUGCACCUCUCAGGGUGCUGGCCUCUCAAGGUGCCUGGCCACCUCUCAAGGGUGCCUGGCCUCUCAAGGGGUGCCUGGCCACCUCUCAAGGGUACCUGGCCACCUCUCAAGGGUACCUGGCCACCUCUCAAGGGUACCUGGCCACCUCUCAAGGGCUCAGCACCACCAGGAGGCUCUCCCUCCGCAGGGUUCUCCUGGUCUCUCACCUCAGGGCUCUCCUCAGGCUCCUCAGGGCUCACCUCAGGGUCACCUCAGGACUCUCCUUGGGAGCUCACCUCAGGGUCACCUCAGGGGCUCACCUCAGGGCUCUCCUCAGGAGCUCACCUCAGGGUUCACCUCAGGGCUCACCUCAGGGGGCUCUCCUCAGGGGCUCCUCCCGGGGCUCCUGCAGGCUCACCUCAGGGCUCACCUCAGGGCUACCUCAGGGGCUCACCUCGGGAGCUCACCUCAGGAGCUCCUCAGGGCUCACCUCAGGGCUCACCUCAGGGGCUCACCUCAGGGGAGCUCACCUCGGGCUCUCCUCAGGGCUCACCUCAGGGCUCACCUCAGGGGGUUCACCUCCAGGGCUCACCUCAGGGUUCACCUCCAGGGCUCCUCAGGGUCACCUCAGGGCUCACCUCAGGUCUCUCUCAGGGGCUCACCUCAGGGCUCUCCUCAGGGGCUCACCUCAGGGCUCUCCUCAGGGCUCACCUCAGGGGUUCACCUCAGGGCUCUCCUCAGGAGUUCACCUCAGGGGCUCACCUCAGGGCUCACCUCUGGGGCUCUCCUCAGGGCUCACCUCAGGGCUCACCUCCAGGGCUCUCCUCAGGAGCUCAUCAGGAGCUCUCCUCCAGGGCUCACCUCCAGGGGCUCCACCUCAGGGCUCACCUCAGGGCUCACCUCAGGAGCUCACUCAGGGGCUCACCUCAGGGGCUCACCUCAGGGCUCACCUCAGGGCUCACCUCAGGGCUCUCCCUCAGGGCUCACCUCAGGAGCUCACCUCAGGAGCUCACCUCAGGGCUCACCUCAGGGCUCACCUCAGGGGCUUUCCCUCAGGGCUCACCUCAGGGGCUCACCUCAGGGCUCACCUCAGGGCUCACCUGGGGGCUCUCCUCAGGGUCACCUCAGGGCUCACCUCAGGGCUCACCUCAGGGCUCACCUCAGGGCAUCAUACUCCUACACCUCUAG
Homarus americanus (American lobster) is the source of this 1827-nucleotide messenger RNA. RefSeq names its product basic salivary proline-rich protein 2-like. The record is from RefSeq and is a predicted model, not a curated record. The transcript is spliced from 3 exons. NCBI's taxonomy places the organism in Eukaryota, Metazoa, Arthropoda, Malacostraca, Decapoda, Nephropidae. The coding region runs from base 1 to 1827 and encodes 608 amino acids.